UGUGCUUGGAAUAUACUUACAGCACGCUAUGUCACCAAUGACUUAGACACUUUAAAAGAAUACCUUUUUACAACAAACAAGAGCUUAUAACAGACAUACACGUAUCAUUCCAAUCUCAUUGAUUUCCUCGUAUCUUUUUUAAGAUCCACGCACUGUGAUUUGGAGGGACGGCACCGAUUGGUUCGGAAAGAUUCCAUCUUUGCGUGGUACCGUGGCCUGCUUGCAAUGAAUCGGACUCAGCAUGGCAAUGCAUCCUUCAGUCCAGACUUGGACAACGACCUCUCCAGCUUUGUAAGUUUUCUGGCCUUCUUGCACAUCCUGACCAUUCUGCUGACCACUCUUGGCAACUCACUGGUCAUCACGGUCAUCGUCCGCUCGCACAAGCUCCGCACCAUCACCAGUGGGUUCCUGCUCAAUCUGGCCGUCUCCGACAUGGCCGCCGGCUUAUUCCUCCUCCCAUUUGCAGCUGGCAGCACUCUCAACCCCAACUUGAGCUACGGUCACGUCCCCUGCACCCUGCUCGGUUUCCUAUACACCCUCCUGUGCUUUGCUUCCACCUGGACCCUCGCCUGCAUCAGCUUGGAGCGCUUCGUGGCAAUCAACAGCCCAUUAAAGUAUCACCAACUUGUGGACCGUCGACGGGCGAUCAUCGCCAUUGCUCUGAUCUGGCUCGGGGCAACGCUGAACGCUGCCUUCCCCUUUGCCGAACAGGAACACGAGGCCUACGCGUUUCUUCCGCAGUACACCUUCUGUCUGCUAAACUACCACAGCCACGUGGUGACGGCGAUCGUUAUACCCAUUCUUGCCAUCUUUGUGCCCCUGGGAAUCAUGUGCUACACUUACGUGUCCAUCGGGAGGAUUGCCUGCUCCCAUGCCAAGAGGAAGAUUGUGGAAUGUAACAAGGAACACUGCAUGUUUGUAGCUCCAAAAACUAAAGACUAUCGGGCUGCUAAGAUACUCGCUGUCAUGGCAGGUGUGUUUCUGGUUUGCUGGAUCCCCUUCACCAUUCUUAGCCUGUGGCAGGCCAACGCAAACACCGACUUUCCCUUUAUCCUGACGGCCACCUCCCUCUGGCUCACGUUCCUCAGCUCCGCCAUCAACCCUUGGCUGUACUCCCUGCUCAACAGGACAUUCCGCCAAGCCCUGAGGAGUCAAGGUGUCAGACUGCUGCGGUCAGCGGGCAUCCUGAGGCCGGGCCCCGGGGGUCUUGGGAACGCCGGCAAGGUCCUGAACAAUGGGAAUCGGGUAGACAUGGCGGUGCGAACGUCUUGCAAGGACAUACUGCUUGACCAUCCUCGCGGGCGAGCAGCCAAUGACAAUCUGGAAGACGGCGGGGGUGGAGAUAUUGCGGAGACCGACUGCGCUGGGAGCCUGCAUGAAGCGUUGGCCAGCACUGUGUCAGGAUCGCUAAUGCGCAUUGAAAGUCUCUGACCAUGUGACCCCCACCAUCCGAGAAAAAUUGGAGCUGUGUUUUGCUUAUUCAAGGAUGAACAAUACAAUAAAUCUGAAGCAGGUUAUUAAACAACUCACCUGUCGAAAUUUCAGCUCA
Messenger RNA from Patiria miniata (bat star), 1549 nucleotides. Its product is annotated as histamine H2 receptor-like. Gene Ontology annotation, cellular component: membrane. Gene Ontology annotation, molecular function: G protein-coupled receptor activity. The coding region runs from base 226 to 1431 and encodes 401 amino acids. The record is from RefSeq and is a predicted model, not a curated record. Gene Ontology annotation, biological process: G protein-coupled receptor signaling pathway. Lineage: Eukaryota; Metazoa; Echinodermata; Asteroidea; Valvatida; Asterinidae. The transcript is spliced from 2 exons.